AGGGUUGCUGAGCCCAAGGACACGCCAUCGCCGCGGAGAAGGAGCGGGACCCCUUGGGGGGAGCGCCCAAUGUGUGGUCCCUCACGCCUACCCGCACCUUGCUUUUUAGGGUUCUGUUUCUCUUUCUGAGCCCUUUUAUACCUUAUGUUUAGAAGGAGAAAAUCAUCCUCCCACACCUUCUCCCCGACUUUUUGCCUUUUUUGUCCUGAAGUUACCGAAAGGCCUAUGUCUUGUUCUCAAUAUUCCCAAGAAUUACUCUAAUAUAGUUGUGUUUCUGAGGGAGGAUGGAUGGAGAUAACUAUCCUGAUCCCAAUGUCACUUUUUAAGGCAUUCGUUUCAAGAGACAAGCAGUUUAGAAUCAGGCAGAACUGGAUUGCAAAAUUUGUGGGCAGAGCGGUAUGUGUGCAGAAGAUGCUGCUGUGAAGACCCAGUUAAAGCUUUCACAUAAAUGAAGCUACAGCUAUCAUGAUUUAGUGCCCCCAAAGAAAGAACUUCGGUGGACAAGAAAGGACAUUUCUGGGGGUAGUAGAAUGCUUGAGGCCUGGAAUUUAAACCUGACCCACUAUCUGAAGCUAUUAAAUAAUAGAAGAAAAUGGAAUUGAAUAUGAUGUCAGCAUGGAACAAUCUAAUGAUUCAUUAAGAGUCAACCAUAAUGAUGGUGAAGAGUCAAAAACCGAUGCUCAAGUAUUUGAGCAUCUAACCUGUAUGGACUCCAGGGAUUCUUCCUUUGGACAAAAUGAUUCUCCUGCAGUUUUGCCCAUCACUACUCCUGAAGCAAAUAAUUCACUCAUAUCACAGAAUAUAACAGGGCCCCUGACUCAGACACAGACUCCUUCUGCAGAGCAUUUCCAUCUAGUGGACCAAAAUGGGCAAGCUAUUCAAUAUGAACUUCAGUCAUUGGGGGAAUCCAAUGCACAAAUGAUGAUUGUUGCCAGCCCAACAGAAAACAGACAGGUACUUCGUGUAAUUCCAUCUACCCAGACAGCAAUGGCACAAGUGAUUAUACCUCAGGGGCAGCUUGUGGAUGUGAAUAGUCCUCGGGAUGUCCCUGAAGAGAAACCCAGUGACAGAAACUUAUCAACUGUAAGGGUGGAUACUCUAGCAGACAAUACCAGCAAUUACAUUCUUCAUCCUCAAACGUCCUUCACAUUGCCCAAAAAGUCAGUGACCAGAAUGCUGGAAGAACCCCUUCUGGCGCCUCUUCAGCCACUUUCUUCUAACACACCUAUAUGGGCCUGCCGUCUUAGGAGCUGUGAGAAAAUUGGAGAUUCAUACCGUGGCUACUGUGUGAGUGAGGCUGAAUUAGAAAGUGUCCUAACAUUUCACAAGCAGCAAACACAGAGUGUUUGGGGGACCCGUCAGUCUCCAAGCCCAGCCAAGCCUGCUACACGCUUGAUGUGGAAAUCCCAGUAUGUUCCAUAUGAUGGAAUCCCAUUUGUUAAUGCAGGGAGUAGAGCUGUGGUAAUGGAGUGUCAGUAUGGGCCAAGAAGAAAAGGUUUCCAGUUAAAAAAAGUCAGUGAGCAAGAAAGCAGGUCUUGUCAGCUCUACAAAGCCACUUGUCCAGCUCGGAUUUACAUUAAAAAGGUACAGAAGUUUCCUGAAUAUAGAGUUCCUACAGACCCCAAAAUUGACAAGAAAAUUAUCAGAAUGGAGCAGGAGAAAGCUUUUAACAUGCUAAAGAAGAACUUGGUAGAUGCUGGUGGUGUUCUUAGGUGGUAUGUACAGUUACCUACACAGCAAGCUCAUCAGUAUCAUGAAUUAGAGACUCCCUGCCUCACUUUGUCACCUUCUCCGUUUCCUGUGUCUUCUGUUGAAGAAGAGGAAACUGCAGUUAGAGAUGAGAAUUGUGCAUUACCCUCACGUUUACAUCCUCAAGUAGCCCAUAAGAUUCAAGAAUUAGUAUCACAGGGAAUAGAACAAGUGUAUGCAGUGAGGAAGCAGCUAAGAAAAUUUGUGGAAAGGGAACUGUUCAAACCCGAUGAGGUACCUGAAAGACAUAAUUUAUCUUUUUUUCCAACUGUAAAUGAUCUAAAAAAUCACAUCCAUGAGGUACAGAAAUCCUUGAGAAAUGGAGAUAUGGUAUAUAACUCAGAGAUUAUUCCGGCAACGCUUCAAUGGACUACAGACAGUGGGAAUAUUCUCAAAGAGACCGUGACGGUUACAUUUGCAGAAGGAAAUUCACCAGGAGAAUCAAUUACCACCAAAGUGGAAACAAAUCAGACAGGGGGUUCUUUGUCUCCUGAGCCAACCCACUUGCUCUCCUCACUCUCCUCAUUUCAGCCCAAAAUAUUUACACAACUGCAGGGUUUGCAGUUACAACCAAGGUUCACCUCUCCUGAUGAAUCACCAGCUCUGAUAUCAGUAAAUAACCAGCCAUCCUCUAGUCCUUCAGGACUUCUGGAUCCAAUAGGAAGUGCUGUAAUGAAUAAUAAUUCUCUACUGCUUGGUCAAAGUCAUAGCCUUCAAAGAGAUACAUGCCUAACCCAAAACAAUGGUACUGCCUCCACCAUGGGUAACCUUCCAGAACCAGAUCAAAAUCUAGUUGCAAUGGACCAGCUGGUAGAAGUUGGAGGUGUUGAGGAUACAGGGAAUCUGGAAGGAACUGUUCAUCGAAUUCUGUUGGGAGAUGUGCAGACUAUUCCAAUACAGAUUAUAGACAACCACUCAGCUCUUAUUGAAGAAAAUCCAGAAGGUACCAUUUCUGUGAACCAAGUUAAGCAAGAACCCAAAGAACCAGCAUUGUCUAUGGAAGCAAAAAAAAAUUGUGGACUAUAAGAAAUUAUCUGCUAUAUAAAUUAUUGAAGCUUUUCAGAAUUUACAACUCUGGUGACUUCUGAUGUCUUAGAAAAGAAGGUGAAUAUAGUCAAAGCGUGGCAUUGAGAUAAUUGGACUGAAGACCAGUUUGAUGAGAAGCUUUUAUUUAAAACUGAUGUAUUUGUUGCCAGUUCCAUAUUUUUACCUUCCUUAAGAGAUGUUUUACUCUUCUUAUUUUGUAUAAUUUUUAUGCUCUUUGAUUAUCUAAUAAGGCCAGUAUUUCAAAAGCUCUUUUGAACUUAUCCACAGUAAUACAGUCUGAACACAAAUAGUUUAGUUAACUUCUCCUUGGAAAUACUCAAUUUUGGUUCUUACAAAACAGAAAAGAUCAACAGCAACAGCACCAUUGUGUGAAUGUAUGUUUGUAUGUGUGUAUGUAUAUCAUGAAUUUUUUUAAGUUCUGAAGGAACUUGUUCUCUCUUUAAAGUUGUGAAGAAAUUUUUAAUUGCCAGACAGGUAAGAAAAUGUUUAUAAUCUAUCUCAUUAAGAAAGAUGAAGUAUUCGGUUUUACAUCAUAACACAAAGUCCAGCAGCUAUAUCUGCGGAGACUGUGCAGUUGCAUUUUAGCCACUUCCCUUCUAAUUUUUGUACUUUUAACUACAAACCAAUAGUAUAUUAGUGGUUAUCUAAUAGAAAUUUAAAGUGUCUUGGUAAGUACUGAGGAUUUUUACUUGAAUUAAUCAGAUAAGCAACAGAAAUCAACAUAUGUAGCAUGGCUUUGUGCUAAAUUGGAAGUAAAAUACUAUAGGUAGAAAGAUGUAGAAAUUGAGAGAAUUGAAAAAGAAUAAUAGAAUUCCUUGGUGUUUACAGAUAAUUUGGGAAACUUUUUGAUGACAGCAGAGGAUUUUUUUUUCCCCUUAUUUUGUAAUGAAGAUCCAACGCUGGUUAAAAAAUAAUUUGAUUUGUAGUUACAUUUUUCUAUGCCAGAGCUCUUACUGAAUUGAUGGGGUAUUAGGAUUUCUAGUAUUUUAAGGUAAGUAUUUAUAGUUUAAAAUUUAGUUUAUAUUUAAAACUUCAAAACAUCUGAUCUGGGAUAUUUUCUUUGUUAAGUAAGUAUAUUAACUUCAAAUACCAAAUAAGUACUAAGCAGUAUAUUCAUUAUAAGCAUCUGUUGUCUAAAGAUUGGUACUAGGCUGGACAUGGUGGCUCAUGCCUGUAAUCACAGCACUUUGGGAGGCCUAGGUGGGUAGACCACCUGAGGUCAGGAGUUCAAGACCAGCCUGGCCAACACAGUGAAACCUCAUUUCUACUAAAAAUACAAAAAUUAACUGGGUGUGGUGGUGGGCGCCUGUAAUCCCAGCUACUUGGGAGGCUAAGGCAGGAGAAUUGCUUGAACACUGGAGGCGGAGGUUGCAAUGAGCCAAAAUCGCACCAUUGCACUCCAGCCUGGGCAACAAGAGAGAAACUCCAUCUCAAAAAAAAAAAAAAAAGAUUGGUAAACUAGAAAUAUCAACUAUAAUUUCAGGAAAUUAACCUAAAGGCUUUUGUUUCUCCAGAGACCAUUUGUGGGUAUAUUUUAUAUUUUAAAAAUAAAGAUUUUAAAUGGAUAUCAAUGUUUAAUAUUCAAAGCAUGCACAAUAUAAUAUCAAAUUUAACCUUAAUACUUUACAUGAAUAUGAGUCACUUUUGGCUUUUCUAAGUCCAGCCUCCCAUUCUUAAUUGAUUUUGUUUCAGGUACAUGACAUGUAUCUAAAUAUAAAGUACUGUUAUAGUAGAGGUAGGUGGAAUUCUAAUAUUCGUUGCUCUUUAGAUUUAUAUUUUAUUUAAUGUAAAGUUUAUUAUUUAUACCCUUUUUAAUGCAAAGCUAAUAUUUAGUUAUGUAUGAUUUUUAAUAAAAAUUACUUUUCUUUUUCCUAUGAAUUGAAAAUAUUUGAUGUUGGCAUUUUAUACAGGCAGGUUGCCAAAUUUGAUUAUGUUACACUAAGUUAAACACAACUCUUAAUUACCUCAAAUCCAGAUUUCUCUUAGUCUGUGUGUAUAUAAAAGGAAUAAGUCCAAAUUAAUUUAUAGUUUAGUGUUGCACUGUAGGUAAUAUUCUUUUCAUUUGUUGUUUCUAGUUUUUAUGGAAUCCUUUUCUUUCAAGAUUCUAAAUAAUAAA
Cercocebus atys (sooty mangabey) is the source of this 4912-nucleotide messenger RNA. RefSeq names its product calcium responsive transcription factor (gene CARF). Gene Ontology annotation, biological process: regulation of transcription by RNA polymerase II. NCBI's taxonomy places the organism in Eukaryota, Metazoa, Chordata, Mammalia, Primates, Cercopithecidae. Gene Ontology annotation, cellular component: nucleus. Bases 616 to 2775 code for a protein of 719 amino acids. The transcript has 16 exons. The record is from RefSeq and is a predicted model, not a curated record. Gene Ontology annotation, molecular function: DNA-binding transcription factor activity, RNA polymerase II-specific; RNA polymerase II cis-regulatory region sequence-specific DNA binding.